Molecule: messenger RNA, 693 nt
Organism: Psilocybe cubensis
Lineage: Eukaryota; Fungi; Basidiomycota; Agaricomycetes; Agaricales; Agrocybaceae
Exons: 4
Coding region: 1-693 (230 amino acids)
Biological process (GO): regulation of transcription by RNA polymerase II
Cellular component (GO): nucleus
Molecular function (GO): DNA-binding transcription factor activity, RNA polymerase II-specific
Source: RefSeq, a predicted model, not a curated record
AUGCCCACCCAUUGUGAGAACUGCAAGGAGCAAAACCCCCCAAAGAGGUGUUCAGGAUGCAAAGCCGCAUCAUACUGCUCAAAAGAAUGCCAAGAAACCCACUGGGCUAUCCAUAAGGCCAAUUGCAAAUCAUCUUCUAAAUCGGAAGCGACAAAAUCACCUCCUCUUAACCCAAACACGACUCCGAGUGGAUCAAGCCCAGGUGUUGUACAUGGGGUUAAACUCAUUGCAGAAAAUGGUCGAUAUAGACCUGGUCGAUUUGUUCCGUUCGAGUUCAAAAAGGACCACAACAUCUUCAAACGAGGAGAAAUUUGCCCAUUCACUGCGCUCUAUGGUGUUCCCAUCAUUUUGUACAGCCCUUUGGUCCACCUCGGAAAAAGUGAUGUAGAUGAUAAAGAUAAUCAGCCAGCGGUAUACCUUCGAAUACAACCGGAUAGCGGAAUUGCUCCUCCUCAGUGGCAACUAAGCUAUCUCGGUACUUGCUACGCUGUGCGACGUGAUCGACAACCUCUCACACCUCUGGACCUGGAAGCAAUGUACGCAUUUCACGAAUCAAGGCUAGACUCAGAUUAUUUUGAGUAUGCGCUUGACGGUCUCCCAUACCCAUACAAGAUCACACCCAAGUUGUUCCGUGAAUUUUCUGAGUCUUACUGGGAGCAAGAGAAAGAGUUUGGUCGCAAAGGAUUGCCAUAG